Messenger RNA from Homo sapiens (human), 1201 nucleotides. RefSeq names its product relaxin 3 (gene RLN3). The coding region runs from base 58 to 387 and encodes 109 amino acids. Gene Ontology annotation, cellular component: extracellular region. The record is from RefSeq and is marked reviewed. Gene Ontology annotation, biological process: signal transduction. Gene Ontology annotation, molecular function: G protein-coupled receptor binding; hormone activity. The transcript is spliced from 3 exons. NCBI's taxonomy places the organism in Eukaryota, Metazoa, Chordata, Mammalia, Primates, Hominidae.
GCCAAGAGGCAGCAGAGACACUGGCCCACUCUCACGUUCAAAGCAUCUCCGUCCAGCAUGGCCAGGUACAUGCUGCUGCUGCUCCUGGCGGUAUGGGUGCUGACCGGGGAGCUGUGGCCGGGAGCUGAGGCCCGGGCAGCGCCUUACGGGGUCAGGCUUUGCGGCCGAGAAUUCAUCCGAGCAGUCAUCUUCACCUGCGGGGGCUCCCGGUGGAGACGAUCAGACAUCCUGGCCCACGAGGCUAUGGAAAAGAACAUUGAGGCUCCAAGAAGUAAAUUUACUUGCUCACGAUUAGAGAAGCUGGAUUCAUGCUCAGUCAGCCCAGCUCCCAAAUGUACCAGGUCCUCAAUUAAUAAAGAGAGAUACCUUCCCGGAUGCAGAUGCUGAUGAAGACAGUCUGGCAGGCGAGCUGGAUGAGGCCAUGGGGUCCAGCGAGUGGCUGGCCCUGACCAAGUCACCCCAGGCCUUUUACAGGGGGCGACCCAGCUGGCAAGGAACCCCUGGGGUUCUUCGGGGCAGCCGAGAUGUCCUGGCUGGCCUUUCCAGCAGCUGCUGCAAGUGGGGGUGUAGCAAAAGUGAAAUCAGUAGCCUUUGCUAGUUUGAGGGCUGGGCAGCCGUGGGCACCAGGACCAAUGCCCCAGUCCUGCCAUCCACUCAACUAGUGUCUGGCUGGGCACCUGUCUUUCGAGCCUCACACAUUCAUUCAUUCAUCUACAAGUCACAGAGGCACUGUGGGCUCAGGCACAGUCUCCCGACACCACCUAUCCAACCCUGCCCUUUGACCAGCCUAUCAUGACCCUGGCCCCUAAGGAAGCUGUGCCCCUGCCUGGUCAAGUGGGGACCCCCCCAUCCUGACCCCUGACCUCUCCCCAGCCCUAACCAUGCGUUUGCCUGGCCUACACACUCCACUGCCACAACUGGGUCCCUACUCUACCUAGGCUGGCCACACAGAGACCCCUGCCCCCUUCCCAGUCCAAACUGUGGCCAUUGUCCCCUGACCAGCUAAAAUCAAGCCUCUGUCUCAGUCCAGCCUUUGCACGCACGCUUCCUUUGCCCUGCUUUCCAUCCCCUCUCCCUCCAACUCCCCUGCCAGAGUUCCAAGGCUGUGGACCCCAGAGAAGGUGGCAGGUGGCCCCCCUAGGAGAGCUCUGGGCACAUUCGAAUCUUCCCAAACUCCAAUAAUAAAAAUUCGAAGACUUUG